Pungitius pungitius (ninespine stickleback) is the source of this 2465-nucleotide messenger RNA. It is a transcript of the gene fbxl17, whose product is annotated as F-box and leucine-rich repeat protein 17. NCBI's taxonomy places the organism in Eukaryota, Metazoa, Chordata, Actinopteri, Perciformes, Gasterosteidae. The record is from RefSeq and is a predicted model, not a curated record. Gene Ontology annotation, cellular component: SCF ubiquitin ligase complex. Gene Ontology annotation, biological process: SCF-dependent proteasomal ubiquitin-dependent protein catabolic process. Gene Ontology annotation, molecular function: protein binding. The transcript is spliced from 8 exons. The coding region runs from base 241 to 1935 and encodes 564 amino acids.
CCUUUCGGUGCGGAAGUGUUGUCCUCCACAGCCGAGCAGCAGCAGCAGCAGCACCCGAGCAAGAGCUGCCUCUGUUUGGGCGAACACGUCGCUAGUUCAGCCGCGGCUCGUUCCCGCCCGAACGUCUCUCCUGCCGGGACUUGUCCGCACUCGCCGUGGCCGUGCGGCGUGGAUGUAUAAUGCGAGCAGCGUACGGCGCGACGGGGCACCGUGUGAAGUGAGUCUCCUUGAAUCAUCUAUAUGGGCCAUCUUCUCUCGAAAAAUGGUUACCGCCUGAAGAAAAGGACCUGCAAGUUGCACCACAGGAAGAAGAAGAAGAGGAACUGCUUCCUGCAGCUGCCCUGCAUGCUCUGCUUCAUUGUCCACAGCAGCGGCAGCGCCCUCGACGACAACAGCGACCACUUGGAGGCCGGCGCCAACGGGAGCACGUGCAGCCGCAACAGCGUCACAGGAAUCAGCGUCCCCGGCGUGGGUGGCGUCGGCAUUGGAGCGGCGGCUGCCUCGAAGCUCGCCGAGCACUACGCAACGCUCGCGUCUCCCGAGGACUGCUCCAAGUUCCUGCUGUCACCGCGGGAGCUCGCCGUCUGGGAGGGCCAAGGGAGGAGCCUUCUGUCAGCGGUCCCUGCCAAGCUGCUUCCACCGCCGGCGCUGUUCCGCACUGCUGGGGUGUCCGUGACCAUACCCGUACCCGUACCCGCACCCGUGCCUGGCUGCCCCAGUGACUACACUGAGAUGGUGUGUAAGAGGAAGUGCUCAGAGGUGCAGAGGUGCUCACCCUGUAAGCAGCCGCGCUGCGCCUUUGCCGCCCCUGAGGGAGGGCUGGAGAACGGGGGAGUUGAAGCAGGUGGGGGGGAGGCCGCCUCAAACUCUGAAACCGGCCACUGCCACCUUACCCGCUGUCCACUUCCCUCCUCCUCCUCUGCGUCCUCCUCCUCCUCCUCCUCCUCCUCCUCACCCGCCGACGGCUGCUGCAGGCCGGGCCUUCACGCCGACUCGCCCCACAGUUCCGACUCGUCCCCCUGCUGCCGGCAUCAUUACGACGACUGCCAGGGGAGAAGUUCUGACGGCAGUGAUCACUUGAGUAUCAACCACCUGCCUUCCUCCAUCCUUCUCAAGGUGCUAUCCCACCUGACAGUGAAGGAGCGCUGUCUGUGUGCUUCUCUAGUUUGUAAGUACUGGAGGGACCUCUGCUUGGACUUCCAGUUCUGGAAGCAGAUCGACCUCAGUGGCUUACAACAAGUAAACGACGAUCUCCUGGUGAAAAUAGCCUCUCGGCGGCAGAACGUGACGGAGAUUAACAUCUCGGAUUGCAGAGGCGUCCAUGACCACGGCGUGUCCUCCCUGGCCGCGCACUGCCCAGGCCUGCAGAAGUAUACAGCGUACCGCUGCAAGCAGCUCGGGGACACGUCCCUGUCGGCCUUGGCUACACACUGCCAUCUACUGGUGAAGGUGCACGUUGGCAACCAAGACCAGCUGACGGAUGAAGCACUCAGAAAGCUGGGAGAGUACUGCAGCGAGCUGAAGGACAUCCACCUGGGACAGUGCUAUAGUAUCACGGAUGAAGGAAUGGUGGCUUUGGCUGGAGGAUGCCCUAAGCUGCAGAGACUCUACUUGCAAGAGAACAAGCUGGUCACCGAUCGCUCCGUGCGGGCCGUGGCGGAGCGCUGCCCCGAGCUGCAGUUCGUCGGCUUCAUGGGGUGCCCCGUGACCUCCCAGGGCGUCAUCCACCUGACCGCGCUGCGGAACCUGAGUGUGCUGGACCUGCGGCACAUCUCGGAGCUCAACAACGAGACGGUGAUGGAGGUGGUGAGGAAGUGUCGCAACCUCAGCUCCCUCAACCUCUGCCUCAACUGGAGCAUCAACGACAGGUACGACGCGGCGUGUUUGCGUAGGACCGGCGUCUCCGCGGCGCAUCCGGUAGCAGCCGCCUUUUAGCUGGGAAAAAACCGCAGCACUCACUUUAAGUUCCAGUUUGUAUAAUCCAACCCGAGGUGUUAGGGUGAAUCCGGACACUAAUGUGUUUGCCGAUACUUCAAGUAAAUCAACCCGAAAGAAGGUGAGUGGGUGGUAGGGCCCUAAUGGCUCUUUUUUUGGGGGGAGCAUGGGAGUCUUUCAUUGAUUAGUCAUGUUUUUUAGUAUCUCUUCAUGGAGAGCUGGUAUUGAUUAUGAGCAGUAACAGUUGCCUCUCUGGCAUCCCAGUAACGUUCACAAAUGGCCCCCGUAAAGUAUGAGAUUUUGAGAUCCUUCCGGAGCAGCGCCACGGAGGAACGCUUAAUCCAGCCCUCUGUGCACAUGAAACACUUUCCUACGUUCGACUGGUGGUAACGUAGAAGAAGAGCGCUAUCUGAUAUGAAAAUGUUAUCAAAAUAUCAAAAUGGGAUCACUGCUGGCUUUGCAAAUGGGUCAUAAAGGAAGGCAAUGCAGCAUUGUUAAGGCCUCAAGGAGGGCCCCUUUAAUCUGUGGGG